This is a messenger RNA of Drepanopeziza brunnea f. sp. 'multigermtubi' MB_m1, 1035 nucleotides long. RefSeq lists its product as uncharacterized. Lineage: Eukaryota; Fungi; Ascomycota; Leotiomycetes; Helotiales; Drepanopezizaceae. The record is from RefSeq and is a predicted model, not a curated record.
AUGGAGCUUCCAAUAACCGCCAAAGCAGGGCAACAACAGCGGCAGCUCGAUCGCUUCUGCCGCCAAUAUAUACAAGUCACCCUUGAGCUCGACUAUCCAGCCGAGGAAUAUCUCAGACUUGAUGCGAUCCAGCAAUCUAUCUUCAGGAGAUGUUUCUCAGAAGAUGUCGAAUAUACUCCUCCUCCUCGAUACAAGCUCCGUGUCUUGAAAGAGCUGGUGAAGAGGAUUGAGACCAGUAUCCAGGACUGGGACGAAGAGGCUAUAUCCGAUGAUCUCAUGAACUGUCUUACGCCUUUGCUCUCCAUGUCAAUGCCAAAUGAAGCAACAGCCGCUCAACAGAAAUCUCAUGUCACGUAUACCCUUUCUCUCCUCCCUCGCCAACAAGACAUUUCGCCAUCAAUCACUCUCCACGAGGCACGGAAUAUGCUCGCAGCAGCCGGAACAACAGGACUCCGAACUUGGGAGGCUGGUCUGCACCUGGGAAACUACUUGUGCACCAACCCGCAUCUUGUUCGCGGGAAAUCCAUCUUGGAACUUGGCUCAGGAACGGGCUUCCUCUCCAUCCUCUGUGCAAAGUAUCUAAAGCCGUCUCAUGUCCUCGCAACAGACGGAGACGACGACGUCGUAGCGAGCUUCUCCACGAACUUUUACCUCAACGGCCUUCAAGACUCCUCGGACCUCAAUGGCAGAGCGCUCAAGUGGGGACAUCCUGUCACAGGCGGCGAAGAUCCCCACUGGGAUCCCGAAAGACCCGUUGAUCUCGUUCUUGGGGCAGACCUUACAUACGACCCUAGGAAUAUCCCACCCUUAGUAUCCACGUUCCGAGAUCUUUUCGCACUGUACCCCGAUGCCAAAAUUCUCAUAGCGGCGACCGUCCGAAGCCAGGAGACGUUUGCAAAGUUCCCCGAGGCUUGUAGGAAGAACGACUUCGGCUUCGAAGACAUUGAAUUUGGUAUGCUGAAGAGCGAGGACCAGGAGGGGCCGUUUUACUCGGAUCUAGCGCAUGUACAGCUGUGUGUCAUUACGAGGACAUAG